GACAGAGACAGAAGAGCAUUAUAUAUAUCAAAGGUACAAAAACUUCCACAUUUUAGAGAUUGCUUGCAAUCCAGUAUGUUACUUAUCUUGCGAGUAUUCAAUAUUUUUCUCCACAAAAAUUGGGUUAUUGGAUUAAUUUUACAAAAUAAUCCAGUAUUGGGUUAUUUGCUUGCAAUCCAGUACGUGCCCAUCAUAUUAAGCCGUGUAAUCAGGGGGACAUAAUUGAAUGGGUGGGGCACAGCCCAAUGUGUACGCUGUAGAUUGAGUGAGUCGAUUGACUCGAUCAACCAAAACUCACGUUGGGUCAAGCCGUUAUGUUAUAGUGGCUCAUCAAUUAGCAUUUGUCAGAUAAGCACUAAAACCAGUUCCCCACCGACUACAAGAACCAGUCAAGCAAAUGGAAAUUUGAUUUUUUUGAAGAACCAGUCAAGCUCACCUUGUGAGACCUUAUGUGAAUGCAGACUACAACGCUGCAAUUUGAACCUCUUUUACUCACCAAAACCAUUUCAAAAUCCACCACCAGUUCUCUAGCAAUGACGACAACCAUGUCGAACUUGCCUCACUUUGUCUUCAUCCCAUUACUAGCUCAAGGUCACAUGAUCCCUAUGAUAGACAUGGCCAGGCUGUUCGCGAAGCAUGGCGUGAUGGUGAGCAUAGUCACCACCCCUCACAAUGCAUCACGAUUCGCGUCAACCAUUGAUCGCGCAAAGAAAUCCGGGCUUCCAAUUCAACUCAUAGAAAUCCGAUUCCCAUGGCGAGAAGUGGGACUUCCUCCGGGAUGUGAGAACCUUGACAGUGUACCAUCCCCGGACCUAAUCAGAAAAUUCUAUAAUGCACUUGAUAAGCUACAAGAGCCAUUGGAAGACCAUUUGCAAAAAAACAAGCCUCUUCCAAGCUGCAUCAUUUCAGACAAGUGCCUCUCCUGGACAUCCAAAACAGCUCAAAAGUUCCAGGUUCCUAGGAUUGUCUUCCACGGAAUGAGUUGCUUUUCAUUAUUAAGCUCUCACAAUAUAAAGCUCCAUAAUACUCACCGUUCAGUCAAUUCAGACACAGAGCCUUUCGUGGUGCCAGGAUUGCCUCAACGGAUUGAGAUCAUCAGAGCGCAGCUGCCGGGAGCAUUUGUUACCUUGCCGGACUUGGAUGAUGUCCGGGACCAGAUGCGAGAGGCUGAGUCGAGUGCGUAUGGGGUUGUAGUGAAUAGUUUCCGCGAGGUGGAAAAUGGGUGCGACGAAUUGUACGAGAAGGCCUUGAAUAAGAAGGUGUGGUGCAUUGGAUCGGUUUCUCUCUACAACGAGGAAGUGUUGGACAAGUUUGAGAGAGGGAACAAACCUUCAAUUGGUGAGACACAGUGUUUGGGAUGGCUAGACUCAAUGAAACCAAAGUCCGUUCUUUACGCUUGCCUUGGCAGCCAAUGCCGCCUAGUUCCAUCACAAUUGAUAGAGCUCGGGUUGGGCCUAGAAGCAUCCAGACACCCAUUUAUUUGGGUGAUAAAAACAGGAGAGAGAUUCCAAGAAGAGCUAGAGAAGUGGUUAGUAGAAGAGAAAUUUGAGGAGAGAAUCAAAGGGAGAGGACUAUUGAUCAAAGGUUGGGCUCCCCAAGUUCUCAUUCUGUCCCACCCAUCAAUCAGAGGGUUCUUAACUCACUGUGGUUGGAAUUCAACCAUAGAAGGGGUGUGCUUUGGUGUCCCAAUGAUAACAUGGCCUAUGUUUGCAGAGCAGUUCUUGAACGAGAAACUAAUCGUCGAAGUUCUGAAAAUUGGGGUUCGGGUUGGCGUUGAAGUCCCUGUUAGAUGGGGGCAGGAAGAGAAAGUUGGGGUUUUGGUGAAGAAAGAGCAGGUUGAGAAGGCUAUUGAGAGACUAAUGGGUGAAGAAGGAGAGAGAAGAAGUAGAGCAAGAGAUUUAGGAAAGAAAGCAAUAAAAGCCAUGGAAGAAGGAGGAUCUGCUCGCACCAACAUUUCACGAUUGAUCAAAGAUGUUACGAAACAAUCAGUAAGAACAUAGUAGUAUUGAUUUCAGUCAUGUAAUAAUACCUUAGCAAUUUUAUUGCUACAAAUAAGACACAGUAUAACUCUGCAUUGUAUUGCUGUAAGAGAUGUAUACAAUAGUGGUUUAUAUAGGAGGAAUUAUGUGUGAUGAACAAGUAAA
Messenger RNA from Cornus florida, 2144 nucleotides. Its product is annotated as UDP-glycosyltransferase 73D1-like. Lineage: Eukaryota; Viridiplantae; Streptophyta; Magnoliopsida; Cornales; Cornaceae. The transcript has a single exon. Bases 456 to 2000 code for a protein of 514 amino acids. The record is from RefSeq and is a predicted model, not a curated record. Gene Ontology annotation, molecular function: UDP-glycosyltransferase activity.